UUGUCCUGCUCUGUGGCAGAGCAUAUAAGAUCUGGGGCUCUAGGUGCUGCUGCUCUUAGAGCGCGUCCUGCUGCCCUUAGAGUGGAGCCUAUAGGGCUUGGGGCUAUAGCGGUCGGGGUCUGCAGCCUCUUCUGGCCCACGGCAGAACCCGUGGGGGCCAGAGUCAUAGGAGCUGGUGUCCUUUGAACGUGUCCUGUCCUAUGAUGGAGUGUUACAGGGGCUGAGUCCAGAGUUACUGGGGUUCACGCAGCAUGUCCUGCCCCAUGGCAGAACCCAAUGGGGGCUGGGGUCUGUGGGUCCUGUCCUGCUCCAUGGCAGAGAAUAUAGGGCUGGGUCCAUCGGGCUGCUGCCCUUGGAGCUUGUCCUGCCCCAUGGCGGAGCCCAUUGGGCUGUGCCUGCUGGUGUUGUCCUUCCUGGGUGCGCUGUGCCCUGUGGCACUGCCUGUAGGGCUGGGCUGCAGGGCUGCCCUUCCUGGGCCGUGCCUUUCCCCACGGCAGAGCUUAUAGGGAUGGAGCCCUGCAACCAGUCCCACUGGGGCUGCAUAGGGGUUGCUUGACACUACGGUCCCUAUAGGGUCCCCUUACAGAUCCCGUAGGGGCUGACUCUGUUGGGAGAUGCUCUGCCCUACAGAACUCCCCAAAAGUCCUUGUUCUGGGGUGUGAUGUGCCCCAUAGUACAUCCCAUAGGAUGCCCCCCAGUAAAGGUUCUGCUCUGCUUUGGGUCUUCCUUCUCCAUCUGUAGGAUCCUUCAGGGACCCCCUGUCCCUAUAGCCCCUCCCUGCCCCUUUAGGUGCUCUGCCCCUUCCAUAGGAGAUCUGCAUUUCCUUAUAAACGUUCUGGGUCCCCAUGAACCCGUCUACAGGCGGUGCCGUCCCCCUCCCACAGAGCCGCCACUGCAGUGUUCCCAUAGGCACUGCUCUGUAGGGCCCCAGAGCCUCACAGAUCCCAUUCCUGUCCCUUUCAGGGCUGUUCUGCUUGUAAAUUCCACGCGGCCUUUGUGGCUCUGUCCUUAUCUCUGCUGAUAAGAGCCUUGUCCCAGCCCUGCUCCUCCCACCCCGAGCACCUCUGGGACUGUGGGUCCGUUCCCUCCAGACCUUGUUAGAACUGAGAUAAUCGUUUUGGAGCUGCCCAAGGCUGAGCCCCAUCCCAUAGCGUUGUUCCAGGACUCACGGCGUCACUGGGUCUGACCGUUCCUGGCUGCGGGCGGCCGUAACGUGGCACCUCCUGCAUCUUUAAUGCUGCCCUACUUCGCCUGGCGCUCAGCUUCAGUGGGAGAGAAACGCCAAAAGUGUGCAUGGUGGGACGUGAUACCCCUGGCCCCGAUCCGCCCCAGUGUGCCCAGUGCUGCUGGGGUCUCGGUGCCAAUGGAACCCUAAAUGCUGCCUGGCGCUGCCCCAUCCCUGCAGUGCGGGGUAGGGCUGCCCAGCUCAGCUGUCCCCAGGAUAACCUGUCCCUGUGCUCUGUGCCCGCUGUUCCAACCCUUUGUUUGGAGUGUGCGGAUUGCUCUGGGCUGGGUUUGCUCCCCACCACCCUGACCAGUCAGGCUGGUUUGGAGCGCGGCUUCCAGCUUGGAUCCCAUAGAUAAGGAUCCCAUAGAUAACAGUUCCAUAGAUAGCGGGGCUUCCAGCUUGGAUCCCAUAGAUAAGAAUCCUGAUCCCUUAGACAGUGAUCCCAUUUAAAGCGCUGCUUCCAGCCCUGAUCCCAUAGAUAACAGUCCAAUAGAAAGCACAGCUUCCAACUUGGAUCCCAUAGAUAAGGAUCCCCCAGGUAACAAUGCCAUAGACAGUGUGAUUUCCAGCUUAGGUCCCAUAGAUAAUGAUCCUCCAGACAGCACAUUUUCCAGCCCUGCUCCUGUAGGCAGCAAUCCCACACAGAACGUAGCUUCCAGUCCCAAUUCCAUAGGUAUCUAUCCCAUAGUACCUCCUUUUCUGGCAGUGAUCCCAUAGAGAGCAUGCCUUUCAGUCCCAACCCCAUAGACAUCGAUCUGACCAUUAGGGUUGGCCGUUGGGUUGGCUGCACUCAUGGACUGUUGGGGUUGGCCAUGAGGGUUGGCUGUCAGGGCUGGUUGUUGGGCUUGGCCACUUUUGUGGGCCAUUGGAGUUGGCCAUUGGGGUUGGCCAUUGGGGUUGGCCGCACAUGUGGACUGUUGGGGUUGGCCAUUCGUGUUGGCUGUCAGGGUUUGCCGUGGACCACUGGGUUGUGACCCAUUGGCAGCCAUUCAUCCCAGGGCGGCUUUCCUCAACACCUGUUGGGUUUUAGGGCUGCAUGCCCGCCGCAGGGGGGCAGGAAGUAGGACGGGGCCGUCGGUGCCCGGUUGAUGAUUAACCUGAGGUGACGUCCCUGGGGCGUGGGGCGGACGCGGCCCCGUGACGCGCUCCUGGUUUCGGGUUUCGGAUCCUUGCGCAGCGCCGGUGUUGGUCGGGGUUGCAGGCAGGGCGCUGCCGGCACACGGAACCACGCAGACUUUGUUCCUAUUGAGCAAUCGGUGCUGCAGGUGGAGCAGAGCCUUUGGUGCAGAGAGCCUGAAGCCCAGGAAACGGGCAGAAAAAGAGAUAUUUUUGUGCUCGGAUCCCGCUGUUCCCGUGCCUCUGGCUGGGACGUGCGGUGCCGAUGCCUUCCCCUCCCGGCGCUGCCCGCCCGUUGCACAACAGCUCUGUGGGUUGCGGUGCCCACAAAGGGCCCUUUGUGCUCCGUAUCUGCAUGAGCAGAGUUGGCCGCCUGCCACACGCGGCUGCAGGGCAGAGCUGGGUGCCAUCAGGCCAAGUGCCCCCAGGGACGACAAAUGGGGUCCCCCUUUUCGUCACCCUCAUUUGCACUGAGAUCCCCUCCUGGGGGCUGUGUGCUGUUGUGGGAUCAACACUGCGUUCCUGUGUUGGAAUGUGGUCUGUUCCCCUUUAUCUGAGUGCUGGAGCCCAGCCAGGACGGGGCAUUCCUGGGGAUUAGUGCUCACCUGCUCCUGGCUCGAGCUGUGGGGCUGGACCCACUGCGUACCUAUGGAGGAAAAGAAUCCGUCCUCACUGCUGCACUCGUAGGGUGGCAGUGGGGUGGCCGUGGGGAUAUCAUGACUGUAGGGAACCCGUAGGGUGGCCACAGGGAAAUGGUGCAAUGGGGUGACCGUAGAGACACAAUGUUCAUGGGAAAACUGUGGGGUGCCCGUGGGAUGGCAAUGGGGUGGCCGUAGCUUGACCGUAGGGUGAUUGCAGGAUGAACUUGAGGACAUUUGGGGAUCUGGUACCGAUCUCAUUACUGUGAUGCCAUGUGGGGACAACGAGCUCAUGGCAGUGGCCCUCGUCCCCAUGGCCACCCCGCUGGGUGCCAGGUGCUGCCACCUCCACCAUCUGCUCAGGGCUGGUUCUCUGCUGCGGCUGAGCUUGGCACUGAACCUCUGCCAUGUGCUGGGUUUGGCAAAACCUCAGCGCUGGCACCGUGGGGUCCCUGUGGCCAUUUGUCCUCUGCAGUGUGCCCGGAGCUGAGGCUUUGGGAUGGGCACGGGGGUGGAUGUGUGGGCUGCACUGUGGGGUGACAUCGGGACCAAAAGCUGGAAACGUGAGAUUUUGGUGCCGUUCUCCCUUUCUCCCUACGUGCGGGACGUGGUGACCCCGGCUCUGUGCCACCAUCCCAUGGUCGUGCGCUGAGCGCGGUGCCCGCGGUGCCGCUCGCAGUGCAGUUAUUUUGGGCAGCACACGGAGCUGCCGGCCCCAGAGGCAGCAGUGGAGGAGCGCAGCGCUGUGGGGCCGGGGCUGCCCGGGGCUCUGCUGUCGCUCUGCAUCAGUCCUGCCGGAGCUCCCGGAGCUGCGGUGUCCGCGGUUCGGUGGUGACGGAGGGCGAGCGGAGGACGCUGAACAGCAGCACUGCACCCGGCAUGGAGCGCACGGCAGAGAAGCAGAGCCCGGUGGACUACGGUGUCCAGAUCCGCUUCAUCAAUGACCUCCAGGAGCCCAAGAAGGCCCCGAAGGCGCGCACCAAGCCGGGCUCCUAUGGGGUGGCCGUGCGCGUGCAGGGCAUCGCAGGGCAGCCCUUCGUUGUCCUCAACAGUGGCGAUAAGGGUGGAGAUUCCUUCGGGGUGCAGAUCAAAAGCGACGGCUCCUACCCUGCAGGGACCACCAGCCCACGGCCCCCAGAUCCGCCCCCUGAGCCGGACCUCCCCGAGAACCCCUAUGUGCGCCCACAGCCUUCCUACAGCGUGUCAGAUGAAGAGAACGGUGCCGCCCCGGUGCCCACCCGGCACAAACCCCAUAGCAAGAUGGGGGCUGAGCUGCGCCGGACGCAGUCCCAUGGCAAUCUGCUGGCUGCUGGCGAUGAGCCCGUGGCCACCGGCUCCAGGAGCAGCAGCACGCUGAGCAUUGCCCACCCCACACAUCGCAAAGGCUCCGGGAUUGGGGUCACGCCCUCCUCAGACUCGGAGAGCCCGGCGUCGCGGCACGCAGGUGGUGACAUCGACACCGAACCGCUCUCCUCGGUGAAUUCUCUCAUCAGUAAAUUUGAUGGCAAAGUGCAGCAGCGCGGCCGUGCGGCGCGGAGAUCCCGUGUGGCCCUGGAGGAGAGGAAACGCUCACAGAGCCUGGAUGCCCGCAGCACCGUUCCCGAUGGCCGCGUUGUGGGCGCACCGUCCCCAUUGCCCACCGGGGCAGGCAAAACUGGAACGGUGAAUCGUGGCACUGAGGAGCGACUGCAGAGCAAAGCCCAGACAGAGCUGCAGCUGAAGUCAACGCCGGAUCUGCUGCGGGACCAGCAGGAGGUAGCCCAGCCCGGCAGCAGUGAGGACCCCAAGGAGGUCAUCUAUGGGAUCCUGAAGGAGGGGAGCAGGGACAGCGGCGCGAUGCUGAAGAGGAAGGCUGCACUGGUGCUGGAGAAGUUGCAGGAGGUGGGGGCACCCACCAAGGGGAAGGCGUGCUCCCAGCCCCAGCACCACGCGUUGGCCCAGAGGGUGGAGGAGCUGCAGGAAAGGUUGGACGAGGAGAGCAAGCUCCGCCAGAAGCUGGAGCUGACCAAGGAGCGCAGCACCGCGCGGGCGCUGGAGGAGGCGCAGGAGGAGAGUGCACAGCUGCGGGCAGCGCUGGAGAAGAGAAUGCAGGAGCUGCAGAGGAGCACCAAGGAGCUCGGGGAGGCAAAGGCAGCACAGACGCGGGCAGAGGAGCAGCUGAAAGCGGUGCGCACAGAGAUGGGCACAGCCGUGGACACCAACGCUCUGUACAAGGAGCUGGAGGAGACCCAUGAGGAGCUGGAGGAGGCCCUGAGCUCCCGGCAGCGAUUGGAGGAGCAUCUGAGGCUGCGGGAACGGGAGCUGACGGCGCUGAAAGGGGCUCUGAAGGAAGAGGUGGCCAACCACGACCGUGAGCUGGAGCGCUUGCGGCUGCAGUGCCACAGCGACAUGGAGCAGCUGCGGCGCAGCGUGGAGGACAUCUCGCAGAACCGGGCCGACCUGGAAUCAGAGAAGCAGAAAAUCGGUGUGGUGGUGCGAAACCUUCAGCGUGAACUGGAGGAGAGUGCCGAGGAGACGGGGCACUGGAGGGAGAUGUUCCAGCGGAACAAGGAUGAGCUGCGUGCCGCCAAGCAGGAACUGCUACAGGUGAAGAUGGAGCGGGAGGAGUUCGAGGAGGAGCUGCGGGAGCUGCGGGAGCGCUUCACGGCCACGCGGGAGGAGGUGGAGAGGGCGCGGAGCAGCGCAGUUGACCCCGGAGAGAUGGAAGCGCUGCGCACGGAGCUGCGCCGGGCGCGGGAGGCACAGCGGGAGCUGGCGGAGGAGAAGGAGCAGCGGGAGGAGGUGAUGAGGCAGCGGGAAAAGGAGCUGCAGGCACUGCGCAGCACUGUGCGGGAUGAGGCCCAGAGCCACAGUGGAGCCAUGGAGCAGUGCCACCGUGACAUGGAACGGCUGCGGGAGGAGAGGGACGAGGCUGUCAGGGCGAAGGUUUCUCUGGAGGGCGAGAGGGAGGCGGCAGAGGCAGCGCUGCGGGAGCUGCAGGAGCAGCACGAGGAGCUGCGGAGGAAGGUGCAGGGCAUGGAGACGCAGCUAAAGGACUAUGAGCGCAUGGGGGAAAACUGGGAGGGCUCCCAGGCACGGCUCCGAGAGAAGGUCACCAAAUUAGAGGCAGAGCGCAGACACGCAGAAGAGUCGUUGGGCGAAGCCACAGACCGUGAGCAGGAGCUGCUGCGGGCGCAGCGGGUGCUGGAGACACGUCUGGAUGAGGCGCAGAGGGGAAUGGCACGGCUGGCACAGGAGCAGCGGGAGCUGAGUGCGUCCCUCCAGGACGAGCAGAGGCAGAAGGAGCAGCUGAAGCGUGCCAAGAUCGAGCUGGAGGAGCAGAAGCGGCUGCUGGACCGCAGCACCGAGAAACUGAACAGAGAGCUGGAGCAGAUGACAGAGGAGUCCAACCGCUCACUGGCUGCACUCAAGGCUCAGCUGGAGGAAUGCAAGGAGAAAUCCCGCAAGGAGAUCACUGAUUCCCAAAAACAAGCCAAGGACCGCGGAGUCGAGGUGGAGAAGAUGCAGCUCAGCGUGGGACGGCUGCAGGACGAGGUCACCAGGCUGAAACAGGCGCUGCAGGACAGCCAGACAGAGCGGGACGGCGCGCUGCUGGAGCGGGAUGUGACGCUGCAGCGCCUGCGUGGCCUCGAGGAGGAGGUGGAUGCCAAGAGGCGCUCCCAGGACGACCGCUUGCGGCAGCUCAAGGUGCUGGAGGAGAAAUCCAAGCGCCUGGAGGAGGAGCUGGAGGAGGAGCGAAGCACGGUCGAGCUGCUGACCGAGCGCGUCAACCGCAGCCGUGACCAGAUUGACCAGCUGCGUGCUGAGCUGCUGCAGGAGCGCUCGAGCCGCCAGGACCUGGAGUGUGACAAGGUCUCACUGGAGCGCCAGAACAAGGAGCUGAAGAGCCGUCUGGCCAGCUCCGAGGGCAUGCAGAAGGCAGGCGGCUCCAUCUCACAGCUGGAGGCGCGCCUGGAGGAGCUGCAGGACCGGCUGCAGGCUGAGGAGAGGGAGAAGAGCAUCCUCCAGUCCUCCAACCGCAAGCUGGAGCGCAAGGUGAAGGAGCUGACCAUCCAGAUAGAUGACGAGCGGCAGCAUGUCAACGACCAGAAGGACCAGCUGAGCCUGCGUGUGAAGGCGCUGAAGCGGCAGGUGGAUGAAGCCGAGGAGGAGAUCGAGCGGCUGGAGGCUGCCCGCAAGAAGGCGCAGCGGGAGCUGGAGGAGCAGCACGAGCUCAACGAGCAGCUGCAGGGCCGCAUCAAGGCACUGGAGAAGGAGGCCUGGCGCAGAGCUGCCCGUGCAGCCGCUGACUCCUCGCUGCAGGACGACGCGCUCAGCUCCGACGAGGACAGCACCUAUGGGCCCUCCUCCAUCGCCUCGCUGCUCAACGAGGCUAACCUGCAGACCAGCUCCUGCUGAGCCCCACGGAGCCCCCAGGGCUGUAGGAACUGCUCAGAGACCUCCGCCCCGCUGGCGUCGGCCAUCGGCCCUCUUCUUUUGCGUGGCUUUUUGCCCCUGGUGGACCCAAGGUUGGUGGCUGCGAGGACGGGGCCCGUGGUCCCCAGGGAAUGCCGCCGCCCCUCAGCUCCGAUUUAUUUUUAUAUGCAAUCAUCUCCCUUGUUCCUCACCGCUCUUUUCCCUCUCAAAGUGCUAUUUUCAAUAAAAUGGACCAUUCCAACACCAGCA
Molecule: messenger RNA, 7647 nt
Organism: Meleagris gallopavo (turkey)
Lineage: Eukaryota; Metazoa; Chordata; Aves; Galliformes; Phasianidae
Gene: CGN
Product: cingulin
Biological process (GO): microtubule cytoskeleton organization
Cellular component (GO): myosin complex; bicellular tight junction
Molecular function (GO): microtubule binding
Source: RefSeq, a predicted model, not a curated record